UUCCUUGCACGGCUCCGGCGUAUACACUCGUCAACCACCUCGAUGAAUCCAUCGCGUCACAAGCCCGAGUAUUGCUAUUAACACGCGCUGGGUUGAAAUUCGCCAAUGCCUCCGGCUGCGGAGGACAUACCUGUGGGUGCUUUUGUUGAAACCAGCACAGGAACUGGUUAUGUGCGUUAUAGUGGGGCCACGAAUUUCGCGCCAGGUAAAUGGGUUGGUGUUGAACUCUCUGAGCCGCGCGGAAAGAACGAUGGCUCAGUUCAGGGAGUAAGAUAUUUUGAAUGUGCUCCAUUGUACGGUGUAUUCGUAAGAGCAGGCAGGCAAAACUCCUCAAAACUCCUCCGGUACGCCUGUCAUUCUGCAAUGAGCGAGAAUUAUAUGGUGUCUAACCGAUAUAUAAAGAGCCCUGCCCCUUCCUCACGCGCCAGUCCUUCCCGGAUGCCGGAUGGUUUCCCCACUCCUACAGUCCGGAAUACUGGGAAGCGCCUUAGUCCUGCUACUUCCGAGCGAGCCACAAGUCCAAAUAAACCAACCGCAAGUCAUGCUCCAUCUGUGCCUACCCGUCUCACUCAGUCUACAACAGCACCAACGCUGAGCCCUCCACGUAGUGGGAAUGCCAUCAAACCGCCAAACAAUCUGAGAUCAUCGACCUCCCGGAUACUUGCACCUCGCGGUAGAACAACACCUCGUAACUCCAUAGAUCUUUCAGCGGCUGGUGGCUCCAUAUCGGCCGCACUUUCUUCCGACAGAUUGGUCAGUAUCCCCAACGGGACGCCGAUCAAAUCCUCUCCUAUCCGAGCACCUUCAUCACCAAUUUCACGAGCUAUUUCUGAACACUCCCCGUCACCCAUGCCCAUUUCUCAACAAACAUCAUCACCAAAACCCUUGUCGCAACGACCACCAUCGCCUCGUAAUGUCUUACAACACUUACCACCUCUCCGACCCGUUUCACAGCAGUCUCCCACCGAAUUACUCGCCCCCCCGUCAGUAUCUCAGGGACUUACGGGGUCUCCGAUUUUCAAGGAGCCGGAUACUCUCCAGCCUCCCCCUGUUUCCCCUGCAGUUACUCACUCCACAACUCACACCGAUGACUCUCAAGAACUCCGUGCCAAGAUUCGCGUACUUGAGUCCAAACGCGCUGCGGAUGCCCAAACGAUGCAGUCCCUCGAGAAUCGUUUAACGGAAGCAGACGCAUUCUUCGCUGUCCGACCUAGACUCCAGGCCAAGCUUCAAUCCCUCACAUCCGAAGUUAAUGCGUACAAACUUGAGAUCUCCGAGCUCAAGGCUGAAGUGGAUAGCUUGAACGCCAAGCUUACUGAGCAAACGGAUCUCUUGGAGAUGGCCACAUUGGACAGGGAAAUGGCCGAAGAAAAGGCUGAGAACGCGGCGGCAGCUAAGGAGGCGGAAGUGGAAAAGAGGGCGGAAUUAGAGAUCGAAUUAGAGGCGUUGAAGCAGGAGCGGGAAUUGGCUGCUAAGCCACUUUCUGGCGCCGAAGAUGAAGUUGGAGGUCGUACAACACUAGAUUAUAUUCAGUUGGAGAAGCAGAAUGCGAGAUUGAAGGAGGCCCUUGUCAAGCUUCGGGAUGUUCUCCACGAAAAAGAAGAAGAAUAUCAUCGUGAAAUCACUGAUCUUACCCGCGAAUUGGGUGUUGCGGAUGAGAUCCAAUCGAGUUACGAACAAGCUCUUACCCAGUUAGAGGCAGCAGAAAACCAGAUCGACGACUUGAAGGGUCAAUUAGAUGACGCUCUUGGUUCUGAGGAGAUGGUAGUCCAGCUUACGGAGCGCAAUUUAAUCAUGCGUGAGAGAAUGGAGGAAUUGCGUGUCACAGUGGAAGAACUCGAAGCCCUUAAGGAACUGAGCGAUGAGAUUGAAGAGAACCACGUUGCAGCAGGGAAGGCAAUGCAAGAGGAGAUUGACGAGAAAGACCUACAAAUUCACAAUCAACUUCGAGCAAUCGAGACUUUUCAGGAAUCCCUCGCAGACUACGAGAAUACCAUCAUGCAAUUCCGUGAAGUUGUUACAGGCUUGCAGGGAGAGUUGGAUGUGGCUCGUGAGCUCAGCCAGACACAUCGGAUGGAAUCUCAGACCCAGGCGAAUCAAGCUGCUGCAGCUCUCACACUGUCGAAGAAAUUGCAAUCUACCGCUAUCAAGAACCAGGCGAAGACUAUUGAUUUAGAAAUUAAACAUUUAGAUACUGCCCAGGCCCGUGAGAUGCUCAGUAUCGUUCAGCCAUACCUUCCACAAGCAUAUCUUGACUCUGACAGAGAUGCUGCUCAGUGUUAUAUGCUUUUCCAGCGACUUUCGUACAAGAUUGACCUCAUCAAUACCCUAGUUGGGCAAUCAUACAACUUCCCCGAAAGCCUGUUUGGCGAUAUCACAGAUAGCAGUUUAGUUGGUGUCUGCGAGAUGCGGAGUAUAGCAGCACAUGUUUCGUCUUUGUGCAAGAGAUUCGCUGCGGUGUUGAAAAGAUGCAAUCCCGAGUUUUAUCUCAACAUUGGAAAACUUUAUCCUGAGGUUGCACCAAUGGAAAGACGACUUGAUAUCCAUAUCGAUACUCUACGCCGGGAUGAGUUCAGGUUUCUGGAAUGCGGCAGUGAUUUGCAAAAGAUGGUUGGACACUUCGACCAUCUUGCUGAGUCGUACUUCUCCGGCUACUUGUUUGAUUUGGGAGAGCGCGAAUUAUCCCGUAUAGUUUCUGUAGAACAUGACCUCGAUUCGUUCUUGGCUGCCAUGGCGUUAACGAAGAGUUACCUUGAAGGAGUACUGAAUGAUGAAGGCGAGUAUUUUCCGGACGCAAAUCGGUGGUGUUCUGAUCAGCGCACAGAAAUUAUGAUCGAGACUGGAGAUCUGGACCCUACUGCGUCAAUGCUUAUGCCAAUGAACAGUGUUCUCGAUUCUUGCAAGGGCGCCAAGAUGGCUACAAGGAAAAUUUCGAAACGGAUCGACGAUCUCAUCGGAGAGUCAGCAGCUUUGGCAGAAAGCUCGCUUAUGCAGCUAGCAUCUUUCGCCAAUGCUACGUCUAAAGCGAUUGACUUCGGCAUCCAGCUCGCUCAACGGGUCAAUGGCUAUAUUACAGACGUCCGAGCCAACAAAACGACUUUCCAACUUUCUUCAAUCCUUGCUGCUGUCAGAGAAAUCUCUUCGACGGCCAUCGGUGCCAAGGAUUCCUCGUCGUGGACUUCUGUUAAAGAUCUUAUUGCCAAUUUGACUGGAGACGCUACUAAUUUUCUCCCUGUCGCGAUGGAGGGCGGCCAAGUUGUGAAAAUAACUGGGGAAGCACCGUGGACACUGCGAGUCACGGAGGUCAAAGCUGCUGCUGCUGUCGACCUCGAGGCACAACACAGGGUUACACAGCUCAAUGAGGAACUUCAGAGCCUCGUCCGUGCAAUUCGAGCUAGAGACCAAGCUCUCCAGGAAGCCACUGUUAAGAUUGAAUUGAUGGAACGUCGCAAUGAAACCGUUAAGAAACAUGUCGAUGCAAUUUCCGAGCUCGAGACAGAACUGGCCAAGGCUCGGAAGCAGGAGCGGGCGUAUGAAGAGGCGAUGGAGCAAAUGCAAGCGGAUCUCGAUAGUCUCGAACAAGAUUACGCCAAACUCAAGAAUAGUCCCGCAAACGCUGUCGAGCGUCCCGCCAACGCGGUACCUGUCAAUGAGCUCAUAGAGCAACCUGUAGUCGAAGGCAAUUUGGAGACGUCAUACCUCCUCGAGCAGAUUGAAUCUCUUCGGGGUGCCGUUAAGUUCCUCCGGUCGGAGAACUCGUACCUUAAAGGUCAAGAUCUACUCAAGGAGAUCUAUGCGUUACCACCGUUGCCUGAUUUGGAGUCAUCCUAUGAGAGCUCCAGUGAUGAGGAAUCGGAGCCUGAGCGUAUCGAUAGUAUCGACGUUAUCGAGUCGGAUGAUCCUCCCUCGCUCAGGACGCUCAACACGGCAACGAAGCUUCUAUAUCGUGAAGUCCUUAGCUUCAAUUCUUCACCUCGUGUCGUUGAUCUAUCAGCUGUCAACCAAAGCCCUGGUUCGUGGCUGCCCCAGAAGAAGAGUCCGCAUUACCAGAUUUGGGAGAGAUCUAUUGAGGCGGACAAGCUGCGAGAGAGGGUGAGAAAUCUGGCCGCAAAGACUUCACAGGCAUCCUUUCGAAAGCCGCCCAGGGUCAGUGUUCGCAAGACAUAACCAUCCAUACCAAAUUCUCUAUGGUUUACACAUCGUAUACUUGAUUAAUCACAAUCAACACAAAUAAAUGUUAUGUCUGAGACCGAUUGGUUUGGCAUGGACCAAGCAAGGUUUUUGGUAAUUCAUUUUGCGUUGCGGUCAUGGCUUGGUGAAGAACUAUGUUGAUGUGUAUGCGAGGC
Molecule: messenger RNA, 4346 nt
Organism: Cantharellus anzutake
Lineage: Eukaryota; Fungi; Basidiomycota; Agaricomycetes; Cantharellales; Hydnaceae
Product: dynein associated protein-domain-containing protein
Exons: 16
Coding region: 106-4167 (1353 amino acids)
Source: RefSeq, a predicted model, not a curated record